AUGGGUGCCGAUGGAGGAUCAAUUCCCGAUAGAAGGGAUCUAGUCAGAACCAAAGCUCAGGCCGGUCAGACUGAUAAAUCGUUGUUGAGGGAGUUGUACAUCCUCUGCGCCUUGAGCAAAAAACCACUCAGUAAACCUGUCGUACUCGAUCCUUUGGGAAAACUGUACAACAAAGAUGCUAUACUAGAAUAUUUUUUAGAUAAAUCAAAGUACGGGGAUGGUGAACAGAUCUGUGGACAUUUGAAAGGUAUUAAGGACUUGAUCACUCUCAACUUGACUCCCAAUCCAGAUUAUUCACCACCAACAGCAACAGCCGUAUCACAAUACACCAAAACACCCUUCAUAUGUCCACUUUCCCUCAGAGAGAUGUCGGGUGUGAUCCCAUUCAUCGCUAUCAGAUCAUGUGGUUGUGUAUUCUCAGAAGCAGCUUUGAGAGGUAUAAUACCGAACCUUACAAAAGGUAUAACCACCAGUACUCCCGCUCAGGAGUUGACUCCGGAACAAGCUAAACCCGUCGUACCUGUUGAUGGACAGAAAGAAGUGACAUGUCCAAAUUGCGGAAAAGGAUUUGAUCCUUCUCUGCCUACCGCCAUCAUACCCAUCAACCCACCUAAGAAUGUAGAAGAUCUAUUGUUGGAGAAUCUAUUGUUGGCUAGAGCUUCGGCAAAAUCAUCCAAGAAACGUAAAAACACAGAAAAGUCAACUAACGGUGUAACAGAAGUGUCAGAACCACUGAAGAAAGUCAGCAAAGUAUCUUCAACAACGAAUGGAUCAGCUUCACCUAUUCCUCGUGUGAAUUCACCGGCAAUAAGUGGGAAUGCAAGGUCGGUACAGGAUAAAUUGGCAGAACAGGAAAAGAAAAGGUUGAAAGCUCAAGAGAAUAUGAGCGAAGCUGUGAAAUCAAUGUUCAAACCUAAAGAUAACGGGGGGAAGAAGAGCGGUGCGGAUGAUUUCUUCGGCAGGACAUUCACAAGGGUUAGUUGCCUCUCCCUACACUGUUUCAGGAUAAAGAGAUGA
Messenger RNA from Kwoniella botswanensis, 1017 nucleotides. RefSeq lists its product as uncharacterized. The transcript is spliced from 3 exons. Gene Ontology annotation, cellular component: nucleus. Gene Ontology annotation, biological process: mitotic DNA replication termination; site-specific DNA replication termination at RTS1 barrier. The record is from RefSeq and is a predicted model, not a curated record. NCBI's taxonomy places the organism in Eukaryota, Fungi, Basidiomycota, Tremellomycetes, Tremellales, Cryptococcaceae. Bases 1 to 1017 code for a protein of 338 amino acids.